Molecule: messenger RNA, 933 nt
Organism: Symbiodinium necroappetens
Lineage: Eukaryota; Dinophyceae; Suessiales; Symbiodiniaceae
Source: the annotation of a GenBank genome assembly
GGCUUCUUGCAGCUGCCCAGGAUGGACGUGUUGACAGCCCUGUUGACACCCAACCCUGAUGGCUGUGAGUGUUUCGAGCCAAAUCCCUUCAAACCGGAGAAAUGCAAGAAUUGCGGAAGAGUGUGGACGGAGCACUUGGGAGUGAUUUCGGAGGCUCACCUUAAAGUCUUUUUCCAGCAGAGACAGAAGUCCCAAGAGGACAAAGACAAAAAGGAGGCCGAAGCAAAGCAGGCUGCGGCCGCUAAGAAGUCGGCCAAGAAGAGAGCGAGCCAGGCGGUGGAAGACGACUGGCUUUUCGGUGCAGACAAGGAUGAGCCUGAAAAGAACGACGAGGAGUCCGAUGAUGAUCUCGGCUUCCGGAUGUUUUCUGCAGCAGACUUCGUCACCUCGGACCCUGGCCCCAUAGAGCCCAACAGGCAGCUCAAGGUGGUCAACCUGAUUGACUGGGGGGAGUGUGAUGUCGCCCAGGAGCUUUCCGGAGCUGGUGAGGCAACGGGCAGCUCAGCGAGCACGAUGGCACCGCCUGUAGAGGUUCGGCAAGCAAUUCCGGAUCCACGUGCAGGAGGUGAUUCGCAUUUCCAGGAAUCCUUCGGUUCCAAUCCUAACCUGGUACCCCUGUCCGGCAACCAGGAUCUCGUGACAGAGAUCCAGCAUUUGAAGCAAAUGCUUGCUGAUGCAAACGAAGAGAAAGACAUCCAGGUUGCCAUCGUUCGCGAUGAAGUCCAGGAAAAGGAUCAGGAAAUUCAAGCGCUGCUUCGCCAGAAGAACGAGACCGAGGCGCUCCUUCGAGAAGCACGUCAAAAGAUUGAAAGUGAAGCAUCGCACCCAGCAGAUGCAUCAGUGUCGCCGGAGCAGCUGGCAGAGGUCCAGCAGCUCCGAGCCCAGGUUGCUGAAGCUGAGGCCAAGCUAGAGGCCCGGGAAGCGCAGGAUGCU